AUGCCGCGAGCCGUGGCCGACGGUGGCGAGGGCCUCGACGCCGACAGCAUCGCCAGCCAGCGUAGCAUGGACAACGCCAACGGCGACGUCCACCAGCAGCACGGCUACAAGGUCGGCUCGCCGCCGAAGAAGAACCUCCUGACGGAGCUCGCCGGCGCGGUGAAGGAGACGUUCUUCUCCGACGAGCCGAUGCGGCGGUACAAGGACCAGCCGAGGUCCAGGAAGGCGUGGCUCGCCGUGCAGCACGUCUUCCCCGUGUUCGACUGGGGCAGCCACUACACCCUCGCCAAGUUCAAGGGCGACCUCAUUGCCGGCCUCACCCUUGCCAGCCUCGUCAUACCUCAGGACAUCGGCUACGCGAAGCUCGCUAACCUGCCACCGGAGAUUGGGUUGCACAGCAGCUUCGUGCCGCCAUUGGUGUACGCUCUGAUGGGCACCUCGAGGGAGCUGGCCAUGGGUCCGGUGGCCGUCAUCUCGCUGCUGCUCGGCACCCUCCUCCUGGAGGAGAUUGACCCGAAGAAGAACCCGCUGGAUUACAGACGGCUCGCGUUCACCGCGACCUUCUUCGCGGGGGUCACGCAGGCGGCGCUCGGAUUCUGCAGGCUAGGGUUCGUCGUGGAGUUCUUGUCCCAUGCCGCCAUCGUCGGAUUCAUGGCGGGCGCUGCCGUCACCAUUGGCCUUCAGCAGCUCAAAGGCUUCCUCGGCAUCGCCAAGUUUACCAAGAAAACCGACAUCGUCUCCGUCAUGAAAUCCGUAUGGGGAAAUGUUCACCAUGGGUGGAACUGGCAGACAAUAUUGAUCGGGGCAUCAUUUUUGGCAUUCCUUCUUGUUGCCAAGUACAUAGGGAAGAAAAAUAAGAAGUUAUUCUGGGUCCCAGCGAUCGCACCACUCAUUUCGGUGAUCAUAUCGACUUUAUUUGUCUACAUCACCCGUGCUGACAAACACGGUGUGGCAAUCGUAAAAAACGUAAAAAAAGGCAUCAAUCCACCUUCAGCUAAUCUGAUAUUCUUCACUGGCCCGUACUUGCUGAAAGGGUUCAAAAUUGGAGUAGUAGCUGGAAUGAUAAGCCUUACGGAAGCACUUGCAGUUGGAAGAACAUUUGCUGGAUUGAAUGAUUACCAGAUAGAUGGGAACAAAGAAAUGUUGGCUCUAGGAACCAUGAAUGUGGUCGGUUCGAUGACUUCUUGCUAUAUAGCCACAGGUGGUUUUGCACGAUCAGCAGUCAAUUGCAUGGCUGGCUGUAAAACUCCAAUGUCCAAUGUUGUAAUGUCAACUGUAGUAUUGCUUGCACUGCAGUGGAUCACUCCUCUGUUCAAAUACACGCCCAAUGCCACCAUUUCUUCUAUCAUCAUAUCCGCGGUGCUUGGUCUAUUUGACUAUGAGUCAGCCUACCUUAUCUGGAAGGUUGAUAAGUUGGACUUCAUGGCGUGCUUGGGGGCAUUUCUUGGAGUGAUAUUUUCAUCAGUGGAGUACGGCUUGCUCAUUGCGGUUGCAAUAUCACUGAUCAAAGUUCUUCUCCAUGUAACACGGCCAAGGACAGCUUUGCUUGGCAACCUUCCAAGAACGAUUAUCUAUAGAAAUGUUGAACAAUAUCCAGAAGCCACCAAAGUACCAGGGAUGCUAAUUGUAAGAGUGGACUCAGCAAUAUACUUCACAAACUCCAACUAUGUUAAAGAAAGAAUCCUGAGAUGGCUGAGAGAUGAGGAAGAACAUCAAAAGGAACAGAAAUUACCAAAAAUUGAGUUUCUGAUUGUUGACCUAUCUCCUGUAAAUGAUAUUGACACAAGUGGAAUCCAUGCCUUCAAAGAGCUGUUGAAGACACUUGAAAAACGCCACAUUCAGCUUAUAUUCGCCAAUCCUGGGGCCGCUGUGAUCCAGAAGCUCCGGUCAGCGAAAUUCAUGGAGCUCAUUGGUGAUGACAAGAUAUGCCUGACAGUUGGUGACGCCGUAAAGAAAUUUGCACCACAGUUGACUGAGAAUGUGUGAAUAAGGUGUAGCAAGUCAUAUUCAGGAGGUGCCAUUCUUUUACAAAUUCAGUGUUAGCAAGUGCAGUUUAAUAGUGCAAAGCAGCACUGGAGUAAUAACGUAGUUGGGAAAAAAGGGUAAAUAAAGAAGUGUGCUGGACCUGAAGCCACCAGAUUUGCCAGGUGUAGUUGGAAGGGAGCAAACAUGUGCAUAGCAGCCUAGUUGGGUAUGUAAAUCAGUAUGUGCAGCAGUGGUGGGCGUUGUCAAGCUUAUGGAAGAAUAUCUGAUACAUCAAAAGUGUGAUGAUUGAUAAUUUAAUGUAUCAUCGUGUAUGAUUAAAAUAAGUUUGUUGUUGAUUUGUGUUGAUUGAUAUCUGAUAGUAUUCCCAUGUUCACUGUAUUUGAUCAGGUCCUGUGAUGAGGUUUCACUGUGCCAACAUUCACAUGUGCCUUCUACAGUUUGUGGCAUUGAUACAUGUAUAAGAAAUUAUCUGCUGGGUUUUUCCUUAUAGAAUACUACUCCAUACCUGGCUAGAAGAGUCUCUCUCUUCUGUUCUUUGAUUUGGAAUCACCAC
Messenger RNA from Oryza brachyantha (malo sina), 2539 nucleotides. Its product is annotated as sulfate transporter 1.2-like. Gene Ontology annotation, biological process: transmembrane transport. The record is from RefSeq and is a predicted model, not a curated record. Lineage: Eukaryota; Viridiplantae; Streptophyta; Magnoliopsida; Poales; Poaceae. Bases 1 to 1986 code for a protein of 661 amino acids. Gene Ontology annotation, cellular component: membrane. The transcript is spliced from 12 exons.